AUGAAAAUUUACAACAAAUCUGGGCCGGGAAUAUUUGAACGCUUAGGAGAGGUGGGGCCCACAAUGGGUACUUAGUUUUGCCCCACACACACACACAAAAAAAGUCACUGGGUACUCUGUAGAGGCUCUGUUUUCGUUCACCAGGCGAGCGCGAGCAUGGGAGGCAAUCGGGUUGGCGACCAACCAUCCAAGCCGACCUCAUCAAAGCACAUUCUGCAGGAAAGCGGCCCGGUAGGAUGGACCUCUCGCAGUCGCGGAGCGCCGGCAGCGGGUGACAUUCUCCGAUCAGUUCACCGGCGAGCCCCGAAAAAGCCCGGGCAGCAGUUAGAUAGACCGGCUCAUCCACCCGGCCACCGUUUCCGAGCUUUUCCCAACAGUUUCCCGUAUAAACCCUGCCGCCUCCAUCGUCUUCCCCUCGUCGAAUCAAUCCAAUCCACCCCAGUCCAAUCCAUUCCAUUCCAUUCCACCUAGAACUACCGACGAUGGCUCGGAGCGGGCUCGGGGUGGUCGCCGUCCUCGUCCUCGCCGCGACGGCGACCCUGUGCUCGGCGCAGAUGACGAUGACGAUGCCCACCUGCGCGCCGGUGCCGCUCAGCCUGUCCCCGUGCAUCGGCUACCUCUUCGGCGCCGGCUCGGCGGCGCUGCCGUCGUGCUGCUCGCAGCUCCAGGCCUUCUUCCAGUCCCAGGGGCCCUGCCUGUGCGCCAUGUCCAAGCUCGCGCCCAGCCCCUUCGGCCUCGUCCUCGGCCAGGUCCAGGGCAUGAUCCCCAACGUGUGCAACCUGCCCACCGACCCGUGCGAUGAUGUCUUUGGGGCGAGCAAUUCGACGGACGACUCCACCCCGCAGCCAACCGCAAAGGCCGCGUCUCCGGAAGCGGCACCUCCGGCAGCCACUCCCGCCGAGCCUGAGCCAGAGCAUGCAGCCACAACGUCGACGACGCCGGAGAGUGCCGGUGCGACUGAAGCUCCCCCGGCAGCAGGUGACGAUUCUCCGGCUGUUGCCACGAAGACAGGACAGGUUGCCCCCCAAGGCGCUGGAUCAAGCACCGAUUCACAGGGGAUAUCAAAGCUCCCAGAACUGCUGCACGCAGCAGGCGCGCCGAGCUCCGCCGCUGCCACCGUGCUCAUCAGUGUGGUUCUUGCCUAUGUUUCGGCCAUGUUUGUGUAAACCCCCAUAGCCAUUACCGUGACACCAGCAAAUGUAUCGAUGUACCCUACGGCGCGGUGUAGAUUCAGGCCGCGCCCGUGUUACACCAUGUUGCAGUGAGAAUGUUACAGUUCAUGUGUUCGAAGCAAAGCAAAAUGUUCUAGGGUUUCA
Triticum aestivum (bread wheat) is the source of this 1316-nucleotide messenger RNA. Its product is annotated as non-specific lipid transfer protein GPI-anchored 5. NCBI's taxonomy places the organism in Eukaryota, Viridiplantae, Streptophyta, Magnoliopsida, Poales, Poaceae. The transcript is spliced from 2 exons. The coding region runs from base 483 to 1166 and encodes 227 amino acids. The record is from RefSeq and is a predicted model, not a curated record.